AUGGCAUCGGCGCUGCACUACCCGUACCGGCCCAAGGCGCGGGCCGCGAGCAGCCAUGAGUCACUGCACAAGGCCAUUCCCGCGCGGCCCGUGAUGAACCACCCAUUCCACGCACUUACGCGCGAGGAAAUGGGCUGGCACGGAUCACCGACCAAGGAGUCGCUGCGCGACGCCAAGAGCCUCAAGCCCAAACAGCUCCGGACCAAGCUCAACGCGACGCAGAAGCGCGAGUUUGGUUGGAACACGUCGUUUCCAGCCGAGUACGGCCUCACCAACCUGGCCCGCGACUUCAAGGACACGCUGAGCUACACCAACAGCAAGAUUCGAGAAGCCCACGAAACAAAGCAAGUGCUCGAGCAUGGACACAAGCACGUGCAUGCGACCGACGUCCAGCACAACAUUGCCCACCUCCAAGAGGCCUUUGGGUGCCAGCAGCCGUCGAGCGUCCCGACAACGGACCCAAAGCACGAAAUUCUCGUCAUGAAGAGCAUUCUGAUCCGUGAAGGCCUCGUGAGUCGUCUCAAGGGCGUGGCCCAGCGCAUCUCGAUUGGAGAUGUGACGUCGCUCAAGGUCCAAAACGCCGACUCGCUGCUCUCGAUUCUGCUGCAGACGCGCGACGCGUCGGUCGCCGUCGUACAAGCCCUCUACGACUGGCAGUCGCAACUCCCGUCGCCGCAAACGUACAUUUUUAGCGGGAAGAGCUACUUGCACCGUAUGCUGGACGACCUGAACUUCCUUGCCGAGAUUCCCCGGCUCGCCGACGUGCUUGGUGUCGCGCCCGAGUCCAUGGUUCGCAACCCGUUCAUGCUUCCGACUUCGAUUCCCGGCCGCGACCUCGAGCCCGUGCAUUGCAUGACGUCCCCGCCGUUCGUCACGACCAUCCCCAACGAGGCAUCGGCCGGCGACAUUGUCACGCAGGCCGACGCGUUCUUGGUCUGGUGCUGUCUUCAUCUAAAUGAAUUCCCCCCCGAGGUGCUUCCCGACGCCAGUGUCCCCGAAACCACCGAGACCGCACCGCCCAGUGGCAUGAGUACGCUCGAGGUGCUUCAAUGGCAACAGCGCGCCGAGAUGCAACUCAAGCUGCUCUCGAUGCCGAUGGAGUCGUCCCUCGGGGUGCAUGUGAUGGACUCGUCGCCGCUCAUGAAGCGCAAGGGCCAUUUGCCGUCGCUGCCCAUGUCGCCGCCAAAGACCUUGAAAGACCUCAUGCACACGGUUCAUGACGGCCCGCCAGCGAAGAAACCCAGUACCGUCAUCCACGUCACCGCGCCGUAUACCAAUCCCAAGUACGCCAAGGUCAAGCCGCGCGUCUCGGCCGAGUCGUUCCCGCACCAGAAAAAACCGCCUCGGCCAGGGCAACAGGCGACCAAGCCCACGAAGCGGCUCAAGAAACCGACCAAGAAAACCAACCCAGUUGUCUUUACGCUGCAGAACCUCUCAGUGACACACCUCGAACUGGAGGCGCUCAGCCGCGACGAAGCUCCACCACAAGUGGUUGCGCUCAUCGUCGCGACCGUUAUGAUUCUACUCACACCCGGCGACCUCGUGCCCAAAGACGUGAGCUGGUCCACGGCCCGGACUCUGCUUGCGAAUGGCAAGCAGCUGCUUCGAACCCUCCACACCUUUCUCGAAGGUCCUCCAAUCGCCGCGUUCAAAAUGAAAGCGCUGAGUCCAUUUCUGACCAACGACAAGUUCCGACCCGCGUACUUGGUGCCCAUCUCGACGCCCGCGGCCGUCCUCUGCGCCUGGGUGCUUGAAACCGUGAGCUUGCAGGGCCACCCGGGCGCCACAUCGACGUCCCAGCUACUGGAACCCGGCGCAGAAACCAGCGCCGACACUUCGGACCUCCUCAUGUACCUGGAAAUGGACGACACCAACCCGCAGGCGCGCGACCAGACGAUCGAACGCAUCCCGGGGUCGCGGCCCGCCGACGUGUUUGUGCUGCAAGACGACGACUGCCGCAUGGACGGCGCAGACCCGUCGCCCGACACGGUCGUUUUUAGCGGCUCGUGGAGCUACCAUGCAUUGACCUACUUUGUGUCGUUCUACGUGGCGCAGAUCGAGCCGACGUGCGUGCUGCAGCUCAAGCUCUUUGAGCCCCAAUCGGCCGUUGAGACCCAGGCCGUGGUCACGGAAGACGAAAUCAUGUCGCUGUUCGGACCGCACGUGCUCGCUUUUGUCUACGAACGCGCGUGGGUCCCGCUCUGCGAAUCCAUCUUGGUCCGGCUCGACCACGUGAUGAACCCGGCGGGCGACGUUGCGCCUUCGCGUCGCCUCAGCGCCAUCAACCAGCACGACGACGAGGACUUGCUCCUCGCUCUCGACACGUCUCGGUCCAUCGAGGCACCCGUGUCCCUCGUCCCACGUGUUGCGCAGUCCAAAGCGCCGCCCCCGGUCGAUAUCGACGCCAUUCUCAAGAUCCAGUGCGCCACACGUCAAAAGCUGUCGCGGGAAAAAGCCGAGCGACUGCGCCGGCACAAGCAAGAGAAGCGCAAGAACCCGACGCUCUUUAUGAGCGCGGACCAGCUGCGAGACUACGAGGACCAUGUGCUGCAGAUGGAAACCGCCGACGGUGCAGCCCGAAACGACGCGCUCGUCAAUGCCAAGGACGCCGCCAUUUUGCGGAUUCAAUGCGCGUCACGGCAACGGCUCUCACGUCAGAAAAUGGCCAAAAAACGAACGGAGAAAAAACCUGCAGUCGCGAUGCCGGUUGUCGACCAGCGAGCCGACGGUGCGGGCGACAUGACGCCGGCGUUUGAAACCAUCCAGCGCAAAGCACCGAAGAGCAUCGAGGACCGUCAUGCCCAUGCGCAUCUGGACCACGUGGCGCGCGCAGCCUCCUCGGUCGACCACGACGCGCGACCACAACGCCUGUCGGUGCCGCCUGAUCCGCUCGACUUGUUUAGCGCUGACGACGCCGCCCUUCGCAUCCAGUGCUUGGCCCGCCAGCGCCUCGCAAGAAAGCGGGUGACAGCGAGGCGUCACGAGCUGCUCACGAGCGUGUCGUCGCCCGUCCUGUUGGUCGACCACGAGACGGCCGCCCUUCGCAUCCAGUGCCUCGCCCGCCAGCGCCUUGCGAAAAAGGUACAGUAG
Molecule: messenger RNA, 3090 nt
Organism: Saprolegnia parasitica CBS 223.65
Lineage: Eukaryota; Oomycota; Saprolegniomycetes; Saprolegniales; Saprolegniaceae
Exons: 18
Coding region: 1-3090 (1029 amino acids)
Molecular function (GO): protein binding
Source: RefSeq, a predicted model, not a curated record